Messenger RNA from Drosophila persimilis, 869 nucleotides. RefSeq lists its product as uncharacterized. The transcript is spliced from 2 exons. The record is from RefSeq and is a predicted model, not a curated record. Lineage: Eukaryota; Metazoa; Arthropoda; Insecta; Diptera; Drosophilidae. The coding region runs from base 17 to 784 and encodes 255 amino acids.
AAACAGUCGAUGCAAAAUGGGCUUGGGUAGAACUUUGAUUAUAUUGGGGCUAAUUGGCAGCGUCGUCGCUUGUCUGGCUAGCGCUAUGCCCCAAGGGACGGGCUCUGAUGACCAGAAGAUACUACGGAGCCAGGGAAGCACCUUCCUUUCCAACGGUGCGGGACAGAUCAUACGGGGAGCCGAUGGGAAGACCAUUUUGAUCGGAUCCGAUGGCCGUAGGAUUAUAGCAGAUACCUCCAUCUCGGAGGAGGAUGCCUCCCAGGACGAUGAUAGCUUCCUCGUCCAGAAUAAUGGUGGAUCCAGCAUCUCAUCAAACGACAACAACAUCUUCAUCAAUGGCGGGCAGUCCAACAUCAUCACGAGCAAUGGCAAGACCCUCCAAUACGGUACGGGAAACAUCAACUACAGUGGCUAUAAUGGACACUCGAUCAACGUGGUCAAUGGCGUCAUCACGCUGAGGGAGGGCGGCAAGCAGUACACGUUCGAGGCACAGCCGCCCAACGUCGAGAAGAGGGAGGCGAUUGUCAUCAACGGCCAGCCAGCCACAGUGCAGUACUCCCACGGCGAUGUCAUUGUAGAGCUAGCCGAUCAAACGGUGAUUGCCAUUGUUGGUAACACCUCCUUCAUUGGCGAUCGCACAUCCUUUGAGAAUCGGGACAAGCUGCAAGCGGAGGCCAAAACGUAUGCCGAGAACAUCCAGCGGCAAGUGCAAGAAGGCCUAAAGAAAUCGCUCCAGCAGAUGAACGAGGAUCUCCAAAAGAGUCUGGGGAACAUUCGCUUCUAGGCGAGUGAGGCAAAGCAUCUAAACAAAAAACCCUGUAAUGAAGCUUGACGACCAAUAAAUCUAUAUCUUUGUUACACAAAUGGGA